AUGGCGAAAGAGCACGAUCGGCUAACCGAAGAGACUGCGGAAACCUUCGAUGCAAAGAUCUCGAAACGAAUUGGCGAACUGAAAAAUGUCACCACCGCGUUGCGAGCAUGGGAGGAAAGCGAAUCCGCAAUGGAGGAGCUACAUGCGCUUCUUCAAGAUCCAACAACGGACGAUGAGCUACGAGAACUGGCUACGGAAGAUAUGAAUGCGACUCAAUUGCAAUUGGAAACGCUAUCCCAGAGUUUGUCGAAGUCUCUUAUACCAAAACAUCCAUUCGAGGACAUGCCAUGCUUGAUGGAAAUCAGACCUGGCGCAGGUGGUGGAGAAGCUGCUAUAUUUGCUGGGGAUUUAUUGAGAAUGUACCGAGCAUUUUGUGCGCGGAGAGGUUACAGGGUGUCACUGAUGAAAUAUGAUACUGCUGAUGGAGAAUCGGGUGAUAAUGGUGAAGCUCCUCUGGCGGAAGCUAUCCUGGAAAUUGAAGCGAGCGGCGCCUAUGGGGAACUACGGAGCGAAGCUGGUGUACAUCGCGUCCAGCGUGUACCUGCGACGGAGAAAUCGGGACGAACACAUACGAGUGCUGCCAGUGUGUUGGUACUUCCAAGUCUACCAGCAACCGGCAGCAGCGAAACAGACGUAUCACAGGCGGACAUGAAUGAUCCAGAGAGUGAUUACUACGUAAACGCGGCGGAUGUUAAGACAGAUGUUUAUCGUUCUAGAGGAGCGGGUGGCCAACACGUCAACACCACAGAUUCUGCUGUUCGGCUCACGCAUAUCCCAACCAAUACAGUUGUCGCAAUGCAAGAUUCGCGAUCACAACACAAAAAUCGAGAAAAGGCAUGGCAGUUGCUGCGCUCGAAGAUUGCUCAAGCUAAAAGAGAAGCGAGAGAAGCGGAAGUCUCCAGUAUUAGACGUGGUGUCAUUGGUGUUGCGAAGAUGGGCAGAGAGAACAAAAUUCGAACCUAUAAUUGGGGGCAACAACGCGUCUCAGAUCACCGUAGUGGGAUCAAUGUACACAAUCUUGAUGAUGUUAUGGAAGGAGGUCCUGAGUUAGAUAAAGUUAUCGACAGCGUCAAAGCAUGGAUGGGAGAACAGGAGAUGCAGGCCUUGUUAGCUGAAGAGCAGGAGGCAAGUAAAGCACCUCUACCUAAUAAAAAGAAAUAA
This is a messenger RNA of Glarea lozoyensis ATCC 20868, 1161 nucleotides long. Its product is annotated as Release factor. The transcript has a single exon. NCBI's taxonomy places the organism in Eukaryota, Fungi, Ascomycota, Leotiomycetes, Helotiales, Helotiaceae. Gene Ontology annotation, biological process: translational termination. The record is from RefSeq and is a predicted model, not a curated record. Bases 1 to 1161 code for a protein of 386 amino acids. Gene Ontology annotation, molecular function: translation release factor activity.